AUGGCACCCCUUGCCGAGCUGGUCCCACCCCGGACGAGCGUCGAGCAUCAGAUGGGGGUGACAUUUUCCUCGAUGGAUCUGCCUCUCCGUCGGGCCAGCAUCAUCAUGCACAAAUGGCAUGGCGACCAAGGUCAAGGUCAGGGUCAGGGGCAUGGGUAUCGCGACGGCGACUCGACCCAGCCGACGGGUCCCGGUCGGCGGCCGUCGAUACGAGCGGAUGAUAAGUACCAGCGCUUCCUCGGCCCGUCGCCCUCGACGGUGGUGACAUCUCUCGUCGAAACCGGCACGCCCUUCCCCGUCCACAGCAUACCCUGCCGCGUCCCCCGACGCCGACCUCGCUCGACAAUGAGGCUGCCAUCCUUGACGCUCCUCGCCGUGUGGGCGGCGGGUGCGGCUUGCAACAAGGCGUUUGCGAACUUGCCCAACUUCAAGGUGAUGGACGAGCUCAAGUUGCUCAUGCCGAAGCUGUCGCCCAAGGCCUUCUUGUACCUCCCGCUCCCCGGCUCCGCCGGGUUCCCCCUGGCGACGCGGCGGUGGUCGGCCCUGGAGUCGCCUCACGUGAACGUCGUCAUCGUGCCGGCCACGGAGAACGACGUGGUCGAGAUUGUGAAAUCAGCCAACAAGGUGAACGUGCCGUUUCUCGUCUACAACGGAGCCCACGGCUCCAUCACGACGCUCGGAAAGAUGCGACACGGCAUCGAGAUCUGGAUGAGGCGAAUGAGCGGCGUCGAGAUCAGCGAGGACGGCAAGACGGCCACCAUUGCCGGCGGAACGCUCUCCAAGACGGUCACCGACGAGCUCUGGGCCAAGGGAAAGCAGACGGUGACGGGCACGUGCGAGUGCGUGAGCGUCAUGGGACCCGCCCUCGGCGGCGGCCACGGCUGGCUCCAGGGACGCCACGGCCUCGUCGCCGACCAGUUUCUCUCCAUGAACGUCGUCCUGGCCAACGGCACGAGGCGUACCAUCGACCGCGACGACGAGCUCUGGUGGGCCAUGCAGGGCGCCGGCCACAACUUUGGCGUCGUCACCUCGGUCACCACCAAGAUCUACGACGUCGAGCGUCCCGACUGGGCCAUCGAGACCUUCAUCUUCACCGGCGACAAGGUCGAGGCCGUCUACCGAGCGGCCAACGACCACCUCCUCAAGAACGGCACGCAGCCGGUGGACCUCAUCAACUGGUCCUACUGGCUCAGCAUCCCCGGCAUCGACGCCGGCAAGCCCGUCAUCAUAUUUUACGUGAUCCAGGAGGGAGUCACGUCGGUCGAUGCCGCCUACACCAAGCCCUUUCACGACAUCGGGCCUUUCAGCGUCGAGGCCAAGGCGGGUGACUACCGAGACCUCGCCGGCUGGACCGGCAUCUCGCUCGAAUCCCCCCCCUGCAAGGCGGGUGGCUCCGCCAACCCUCGCUUCCCCAUCUACCUCGACUCGUACAACGUCGAGGUGCAGAGGAAGAUUUACGACAAGUACGCCGCGGCGCUGCAUGACACGAAGGAGUUUGCCCAUUCGAUCUUCAUGUUCGAGGGCUACUCGACCCAAGGCGUCAAGGCCAUCGAUGAGAAGUCGACGGCGUUUCCCUACCGAAGCGACAACCUCCUCGUCGCCCCGCUCAUCAGCUACCCGCCCGCCGGAGCGGACCUCGACGCCAAGGCCCGCCGGCUGGGCGAGGAGCUUCGCGAGAUGCUCCGCGAGGGCAGCGGCCGGAAGGAUCUGCGUGCCUACAUCAACUACGCGCACGGAAGCGAGACGACGCAGCAGUGGUACGGGAACGAGGAUUGGCGCCAAAAAGAGCUGCGUCGGCUCAAGGAUCGAUACGACCCGAAGCGGCGCUUUAGUUUUUACGCCCCCAUCGCUUAG
Molecule: messenger RNA, 1854 nt
Organism: Drechmeria coniospora
Lineage: Eukaryota; Fungi; Ascomycota; Sordariomycetes; Hypocreales; Ophiocordycipitaceae
Product: FAD binding domain protein
Exons: 5
Coding region: 1-1854 (617 amino acids)
Molecular function (GO): FAD binding; oxidoreductase activity
Source: RefSeq, a predicted model, not a curated record